AUGGAGUCGGACACCGAGCAGGCGACGCCUGGCCCAGCUGAUCGGGGGACACAUCGAGGGGCCGAAGAGAAGCGAGAAGGCGAAAAACAUGGCGUUCUCAAGUCCUGUGCACUUUGCCUGAAGAGCCUCGGUUGCAAGUGGUGCCUUCCGGACUUUGACACCUGCGAGUUGACUCAUGAAGAAGAAUUCGUUCUCCACGUCUUGAGCUCCGCCGCAUGCGUUCCUUACAACCCCGAUGACCCAGAACAAGAAAAGCUUCUGCUCGAACUGUACGACGAGGUCGUCAGCCCCGCAGAUCCCCUGCCGCCCGACGCCGAACGCGACUGGAAGGCAAUCGGUUUCCAGAGCCAAAACCCACGCACCGAUUUCCGAGGGGGCGGUUUGCUGGCGCUUCAGCAGCUUCUCUUCUUCGCCCAAAAUUUCCAUGAGGAGAUGCUCGUCCUCGUCCAGAAAAGCAAACAAGAUGUCUUCCCCCUGGCUGCCAGUCUCAUCAAUGCCACACACAUGCUGGGAACCUUCUUCGACCUGUACACAGACCACCACAUGAUGACGGGGCCCUCGAGUGUGGCGGCUCGAGCAUCGCCGCGGUGUUUGAAAAAUUUCACCAAGUUGUGUGUGUCUGCGGCCAAGUCGGGAGUCCGUUCGCGGGGGUCGACUUUCAAGGCGUUUUCCCUGUGUUCGACUGCCUCGAAGCCUCGCUCGCUCCUGUCGAAUCCCCGCGGGGAGUCAACGGCCGAGGGAUCGAGCCUGUCCGGGCAAGAGGAGCGUUCGAAGCCGGCGCGGUCGGGUAUUCUCUCUCGGCGCUUAGGCACGGCCUCUCGCACCGAGGAGACAGACUCGCUGUCUUCCGCGUCUGCGCGCGUGAUGUACGUGUUCAACUACCUGUUUUCAUGCAUGGUGAUUCGCCUAGAUCGCGAAAUUGAGCGAAGACGCGGAUGGAGUUCCACUGCUGAAGGCGCAGGCGAAGCGAAGACCUCAGGAGCGCCCAGCGCUGCCCCGGCGCCGAGCGAAGCCAGCAGUUCCGCAAGGAGGCUGGUUCGCCUUCCCUCGGAGUCGACGGCUUUGUCGGGGAGUGCGUCGCUAGCAGGCGCGCCGGCAGCCUCAACGGGAGACGCCGAGGCCGCGCAUGCAGAGGGCGAGGACGAGAAACAGCCUUUGUUGACUGAGGCACCGGACGGCGAGGCAGGGGGGCGAGUGCGGACCAGGAGCGACAGCGACGAGGAGACGGAAAAGCAUGCGGGGGAGCAUCCACAGAAGUCCGCCGGAAGUGUGGCCGACCUGAUGAUGCAUCUGAAGAAGUCCGGACAGGAGUUGCCUCUCGCCACGCGAGCCUUUCUCACCUCUCAGCGACCGGACAACUCGCCAGUGGGACAGCGAGGCUCCACCAUCUUUGUUUUCGCGGACAGCCUGGUUUCAUGCAGAGUCGCGGUCGAAGAGCUGCUGAGCUCGGGAGAAGUCCACACCGUCAAGGACCUCCUGAAGCUCACAGUAGUCGACUAG
Molecule: messenger RNA, 1500 nt
Organism: Neospora caninum
Lineage: Eukaryota; Apicomplexa; Conoidasida; Eucoccidiorida; Sarcocystidae
Product: putative ELMO/CED-12 family domain-containing protein
Exons: 4
Coding region: 1-1500 (499 amino acids)
Source: RefSeq, a predicted model, not a curated record